Molecule: messenger RNA, 689 nt
Organism: Linum tenue
Lineage: Eukaryota; Viridiplantae; Streptophyta; Magnoliopsida; Malpighiales; Linaceae
Source: the annotation of a GenBank genome assembly
CCUUUGCCUUAUUUGUAUUUUAGUUUUCGUUUUGGCUAAAUGGUAGAGUCUAUUCUGUAUUCAGGUACACUCCAAUAUCAGAUCCAGCAGUUUAGGGAUAUUUCGACCUAUUAGUCAAGACUUAUCCUGAUGGAAAAAUGAGUCAGUAUCUAGCCAGCUUGAAGCCUGGUGACACUAUCGCGGUGAGAGGGACAAUUGGGAAAAUUAGAUACUCACCAAAUAUGAAGAAACAUUGGCAUGGCGGUACAGGAAUUACGCCAAUGCUACAAGUAAUCGAGGAAAUCCUAAAGAACCCAGAUGACAACACCAAGGUGUUGUUGCUUUAUGCCAAUGUCUCCCCGGAUGACAUAUUGCUUAAGUAGAAACUCGACUACUCAAAUCUGAAGGUACCCAUUGAUCUGCACUCCAUCUUGGUGACAAUAAUUAUUGACAUGGUUUCUUCCGGACCAAGAAACCGCAGAACUUUUGUUCAGGAUGACUAGAAGAGCGAGUGUCUUCUGGUUAGAGUUUUAUACUACUAGCUAAGGCUUAGUGAUGGAGUAGACGUAUAUAUAUCAUAAACACUCGAGACGGAUUUCCCUACUUACACAAUCUGAAGUCUGCUUCAUAACUUGUGAAAGAAGUAUAACUUCAAUGCCUGUUUUUGUCUGUUCGUUCGUUUGAGAUUUACAGUCUGCUUAAUAAUGGCC